This is a messenger RNA of Trichoplusia ni (cabbage looper), 2437 nucleotides long. Its product is annotated as probable cytosolic oligopeptidase A. The transcript is spliced from 2 exons. Gene Ontology annotation, molecular function: metalloendopeptidase activity. Gene Ontology annotation, biological process: proteolysis; peptide metabolic process. Bases 82 to 2247 code for a protein of 721 amino acids. NCBI's taxonomy places the organism in Eukaryota, Metazoa, Arthropoda, Insecta, Lepidoptera, Noctuidae. The record is from RefSeq and is a predicted model, not a curated record.
GCUGUCAAAAUUCAAUGUGCGGCUUUUAGAUUAUGAAAUAAAUAUUAAUUUGAUGAAAUAAACUUUAUUAACUGUUUAAAUAUGGCAUUAUCAUUUUUUCGUAGCAAUGUUAUUGCAAGAAAUGUCAAACGUCAACUUUAUCAGAAUAAACGAAACGCUGGAUAUGUUGUCCUGAUUCCUGAGAUCGGCGAGGAUGCCGAGAACACUCUGCUCUCUGAUAACGGCUUGCCAGAGUUCAAUGACAUUUCAAUCGAGAAGUGCAUUGCGACAAUCAGCAAACAAAGCUUGGAAUAUGAAAAUGGAGUCAAGCAGAUUGAGCAAACUUCAGCCAACUGUAAAAAUGCCUUUGAAGAAGUAUUCAAGCCAUUGGAAAAGCUUGAUUCACAGCUGGAACUGACUUGGGGUUUGGCUAAGACAUUAUACCUUGGCAACAGCUCACUAAUGCCAACCAAGUCAUACAUACAAAUACAUGAAAGAGCACACAAGGCACGCUCCACUAAAUUCAACAGUAUUCCUAUUUUCCAAGCCGCCAUUACUGAAAAGAAUCGCCUCAAAAAGCUGACUGAUGAAGAACAAAGGCUUCUUGAUAAGUAUAUAUUAGAAGGAAAACUCAAUGGUUUAGAUGUUAAGGGUAUGAAAAGAGACAGAUUAAGUAAUAUACUUUCAGGUUUGCAGAAAGAGAGGCAGAUGUUCAGAGACAAAGUGAAUAUUGCUAAUAAGGUUUUCACAAGUACCAUAAAAGAUGGCAGUGUAAUGAGGGAAUUCCCAGAUACAUUAGUCCAUUCAAUGGCCAUGGGUGCGGACCCCAAUAAAGGCCCCUGGAAGGUUACAUUGCAGCCACAUAUCUAUGAGCCUUUCAUGCAAUACUGCCCCAACAGACAGCUGCGAUGGAAUGCGUGGCAGGCCCAUGUACAGAGAUGCUCCAGCUAUGUAAAUAAGGAAAUAGAAACUGCCUCAAAUCUGGAGAAUGUCCGAAGUCUACGAAGAGAACAAGCAAUUAUCCUGGGUUAUGAAACAUAUGCAGACAUGAGCAUGGAAACCAAAAUGGCUGGAUCAGUAGAAAAUGUAAAUAAUGUGCUUGACAGCUUAUUGGAGAGUGCCAGAUCCAUGCAGGAUGUUGAACUUGAGUUACUACACAGGUAUGCGCAGGAACGAGGGUUUGAUGACAAACUAGAGCACUGGGAUAUACCUUACUGGCAACGAAAACAGAAAUGGUCACUAUAUGGGUUUGAUGAAGACAAAAUAAGGGAGUACUUCCCACUCCCAAAAGUUAUCAAUAGCCUCUUCAAUCUCUGUAGCACUCUGUUUAAUAUCCAAAUUGUUGAGCGUGCAGGCAUCAACACAUGGCACAAAGAUGUAAAAUUCUAUGAUGUGUUUGACGAAUCUGGUAAUACACCAAUUGCCAACUUUUAUUUUGACCCUUAUGCGCGCCAGGACCAAAAAAUACGUAUAUAUGAUGAUGCUGGCUGGCACAUAGCUAUGAGAAAUAAAUGCAAAUCUUCUGAAACCACUCCACUGUCUGCAUUAAUAUUCAACUUCCAAGCACCUUCUGAUGGCAAACAAUCUUUACUAUCCUUCAAUGAGGUUAGCAUUCUUUUCCAGAGAUUUGGACAUUCACUUCGACAUUUACUAACCAAAGCAAACUAUUCCGAGGUAGCUGGACUGUCUAAUGUGGAAUGGGAUGCAGCUGAAGUCUGUGGUCAAGUGAUGACCCACUGGCUGUAUGACCCACACACUAUCACUGCUCUAAGUGGACAUUAUAUUACAGACGAGACCCUGCCAGACGAUAUUAUCAAGAACCUGCAAAACAUCAGAGGUCACAUGUCAGGGUAUAACCUGUGCAAAGAAUUGUAUCUAUCCAAACUUGACUUAGAAUUUCACACAAAGACAGCAUUUUGGAGGGACAUAGUGAGGGAAUUGUGGCCAAAAUAUCAUGCAUUACCAUUUGACAAGUACGAUUCCCACCCUCUUUCCUUUACAAAGAUUGUGUCUGAGGAAUGGGGAAGCGCGUACUACUGCCGCUUGUGGUCGAGAAUGAUUGCGGCUGACAUUUACAGUGCAUUUGAAGAAGCGAGGAAAGGCGAUCAAGAUAUUAUUGCAGUAGGCAAGAGGUACAGGGAUACAUUCCUGGCUGUGGGCGGCAGCUGCCAUCCCAGCGAGGUGUUCCGAAGAUUCCGAGGAAGGGACCCCUCCCCACACGCUUUGCUUAAAAAUCUUGGUCUGCCCAAAAAAGUUAUUGAAGAAUAGAAGUAGUGUCCAGUUAUGUAUUAUAAUUUUAUAAUAAUAAUGUUUUCGUUUUAAGAUUUGUCUUUGUUAUUAUUAAAUUAAUUAGGUAUUUUCUUCUUCCUAAUGUAUUUAUAACUCAUUGCCGUCGUCGAGGUGAACAGGAUUAUAGGUAAAAGGUACUACAUGAAACUAAUACAUACUUUAAAAUUAA